GGGAUAAGCCCCGAUGUGCCUUAAAAUAGAAGUUAAUUGCGCCCAAGUCUGUACAUGAAAAAGCAGGUCACAUGAUGAGAUGAUAUAAACUGGUUUUCAUUAUCUUUCAGAAAGCAAGCGAAUCUCGUUAGAAAUCGAUUAGCGGCUCCUAGUCGUUUUGAAAUCGUGUGCAGAGACGGAAGUGGGUGGUGCCUGGGCUUUGGUCAACUAGCGCACGGAUUACACUGCUACAGCUGUAGUCGAGAGGUUGCCAGUCUCUGUUCUACUGUCAACAAAGAUGGACAGCAUAGCAACCAACACUGAAAUAAAAGGGCUAGUCCAUGUUCACAUUCCAGUUUUCUCAGCAAGUCUUCCUGUGAUACCAAAACGCUAUAUAAUGCCAUGGAAAAAAGACAUGAAAAAUCGAAAAUUAAUCCUAAAAAAUGCUGCUCUUGCUGAAAUUCCUCAUGGACCACAUGAUGCCAGCUUGUUUUGGGAGCAUCGAGAGAGGCUGUGCCAUUCAGAACCUAGAGCAGCUGUGCUGAUGAAAACACAGGAUGUUGUGAUUCCCAGAGUGUUAAAUCCACCAAAUGGUUCUCACUACUCUAGAUUCCUAAGUUCUGUGAUCAAUAGAAGAGAUAUGCAAUGAUUCUUAUAAACUGUGCUUUCUUAUUUGAGUUUUAGUCAUUUCUGUCUAUUAAAAGACAUUCUCACUAUUGUUACAUAAAGAGACUGAAAGUACUAACUUAAUUAUCACAACACUGGCAGUUAUAGAAGACCUUCUUUCUUGUCUAACUUAAAGCUGGAGCAGGUGUGGUAUUUUGAAAAGCUUAAUGCUAUAUCAGCCAAUCUGAGACAAUUUCUAUUUUCAAACCCUUAAUUAGCUUAGGAAAGAAUAACACAAAAGAUAGACUUUCCAGUAUAACUUUUAACAUACUAGAGAAUAGGCUUUGCAGAAUGACAUUUUAGAUACUAGAGACCAUAUAUCACCGUACAAGUGACCAUUCGUACAUUUUGAAUGAAUACAUUAUAUUGGGCUUUGAUAAGUAUUAAUGAAGCCAUAAAUAUAGACUGUCUCACAAUCAGUUAUAUCACCAAAGAAUUAAUGUGUGAUCUUUGUAACUAAGAAUUGACUUUGAAUGGUUUCAAAAGGCAUGCUGCAGGAAUUAUCUGUGCCAGGAAAUUAGAUAUUAUUCCAUAAUCUGUUUUCACAAUCUUUUUUGGCUGACAGAUCUCAUUUCUUUUUAGUGAAGUUUUUUUGCUGCUUAGCAACUCUUUAUCUGUCAUAUUUUUUGCCUCCUGACUUGUGUUUGUUUUUUUGUGUCUGCCAUUGCUCUAACUUAAACAUUGUACCAGCUUAUUCUCCUGUUGUUGCCUUUUUGCUUGCUUGUUUUCUCUAGUAUUACUAUUGAUAUUUUUGUUAAAUUCUUUCUUUCACAGUGAUACGAUAGGUUUACCUUUCAUCAUGUACCAAGUUGUCCAUGUGUGUCAUCUUUGUUGGAUGCAUAUUAAUGUAGUCAGAGAUGGCUUUCAUUGUCCGCAUGGUGCUAGAGGCUCAUCCCGAUGUGUUGAAUGGUAUAAGUGAAAGAUUUCACUUCAUAGGUGGGUAGUAUUUAGUCAGAAUCCCCUCAUUGCAGAAAAGUUAAAGUACAAAUGUUGGACAGCCUUACAUGUCUUAUUGGUUUUCUUUUUUUAUCUAAACCUAUGUCUGAUAUGUGAAGCAAAUCUGAAAAUGUUGUCAAUGUACUAAAUAGGUAAUUACUAAAAUGAUAAGUUGAAUUGUAAAAGUUUUAAACUUUUUAUGCAUGAUUCCUGCUCUGAGUAUGAACAUAACCACAUCCUUAUUGUACCAUACUAUGAAUAAGUAAAUAUUUGAAGAAGAUGACCAUUAACUUGCUUUGCCUCUGAUUGUUAUCACUAAAGUUUUGAAGUCAUGCUUAAUACCAAACAAAAAACUAUAUUUUUUUGCCAAAAUAUUGUACAGAAAAAAUGUAGAGAUUGGAGGGAAAAUAGUGUGUAGCCUACUUAAACAAAACACACUUGUAACAAUGUAUGUAAAGUCGUAGUGAUAGAAUUAGAAAUACUGCAAACUGUCAGAAAUAAAUUGGGUCUUUUUUUUAUUUGAUAAAAGACAAAAAUACUGUGCUUAUCAAAAAAGAUUACACGAUAUUUAAAAUACAAGAAAAAUGAGAACAAAAAAUAUAAGCCUUUGCUAAUGUCAUGGAAUUAGGUAAAAAAUAAAAAAAGGUAUAAGGACAAACAUUAAUCUUAAUGUUUGCUUACAAUAUAGUCAGAUAUUAAAGAAAUAUAGAAUGGCAGAUUCAAAGUACUGCAGAGUAGAGUUUGUUUUUCAUGCGACAUUCAAAUUUUACGAUCAGUAUGACCAGUGAACCCUCAUAGACAGACUCUAUAAGUGAAUUCCAAAGAGAAAUAGUCAAUGAAUUAAAUCACUUUCCAGAAAGAGUUGCACAGCAUAAAUAUGUGGUAGUGAAAAGGCUAAUGUUAGACAGUACUUCUUGUUUUCUUGUUAUUGGGACAAGCAGCAAUGACAAGUCAUUUUGCAAUAUUAGACUUGCAGGGUAGCAGCCCUCUGUAAUAGAUAGGGUGAAGGAGGUGUGUGGAGGAUGGUCAGUGAGGGACAGAGAAGAGGAGAAGAGAAUUCAUUCAGACAGAUGGUAGUGUGGCCAUGAGCAUAAAUCACAAAGUGUCUUAAAGACCUGAGAAAAUUAAUAAGGGGGUGUUUACCCUGUAGUCGAUCUCCUAAAGCAAGCUACUACACACUCAUACAUAUCACAUUUUUACUAUUUGAAAUAAGAUGGUUCUUACCUUUAGAAUAUAAUAUAUUAUAAUAUAGCCAGCCAUUGCCACCAAAGGGGAAAAUGUCAUGUCAUUUGCAGACCCACUUAGCCCUGACCAGGGGUGCUGGUGGUACAGGAGCCUAACCGAGAAAGCAUAUGUCGCAAGGAAUGAAAAACCCCAGACAGGACACCAGCCCGUGAACACACACAACAAACACACACCGGGGCAAGUUUAACAUUGCCAAUUCACCUAGCCAACAUGUCUUUAGACAGUGAGGGGAAACUGGAAAACCCAGAGGAAGCCCACACAGACAUGAGGAGAAAAUGCAAACUUCACGUAGGAAGGACCCGGGACGUGAACCCUGGUCUGCUAAAUGGUCAAUGUUUAGCAAUGGCAACAUUGUAGCAGCCGAUCUGUAGUCAUUCCACAAUAUACUGCACAUUUAUAUUUUUUUUGGUCAAGAAAUCUUUCUCCUUAUGAUAUUUAUCUCCUACGUUAGAUAAUAUUCUCUCCCAAUUUGAAAUUAUUGCAUUAUAAAAGUGUUAAUGGAAUCAGUGUUCAAAAUCUAUUUUUAUUCUAAAGUCAAUGCUUUUAGCAUCGUGUUAAUGGUCAUGUUCACUGACUAAAUUUAGUCACUAUUUUGUAACAGUGGAGGACCAAUGUGCUGCAGAAUAUGCAUGUAGCAAACGGAAAUUUGGUAUUUGCCCAAUUAAACAUGUUAACUUGCAUUUGUUCAUGAAAUGGGUGAAAACAUUUGAUUUUUAAUAUCAAAAAUGUACAGAUUACUAAAGAAUUCUCUUUGUCAGGGAGCCAUGUGACUAUUGUAUACUUUUUAUCUGCAUAUUACUGUAUGUUCUUUUUACUUUUACUUAUGUGUGUUCUCUGGCAGAAUGUUUUGUAUGUUAGUUAUCCAGUUUCUAAUUUGAGCAUAUCUUUAAAAGCAAUUUCUUUUGACGAAUGAUAAUAAGGACAAUUUAACAAGUAUUGCAAUAAAACAUGAGAGGAAAAAAGACUUUUGCACUACUCAUCAUUUUUCUGCAGCAUCUUGUUCCUGUCUGUCUGGUGGGACAGCUUGCUUACUUUACUCACCUUAAAAAAAACAACAACAAAGCAGACUCCUUCCACUCACCAUUUCUUUCUCUGAUCCACUAGCUGUGCUGCCUCUGUUGAGCUUUUGCUGGAAUUCUCUGCAGCAUCCAUGCCAUAAUUAGAGACAACUAACGAAGGAAACAGGUACAUGUUGUUUUUGAAAUAUUAAUCUGUUAACUUCUUUUUCAUUCAUCUUUAAAUCUUUGGUGAAAACUACAGUACACAAAGGUAUGAAAUUUACCUGAAAAAUGAUACAUCCCUUAGAUAACUGAUUAUAUCAGUAUGUUUUACCUACAGUAGAUUGCUCUUACCAACAAAUGACUGUGAGGGUUUUUUUUUUUUUUAAUUAGGCAUUAAAUAGUUCCACUCGUGUUAUUACGGGUGUAUAUGUGUGUGUGUGUGUGUAUAUAUAUAUAUAUAUAUAUAUAUAUAUAUACACUUCAUAAUACAGAGGUGUUAACUGUUUACAGUAGAUAUAGGUUUUACCACUUUGCAAUGGUACAUGCUAAUAAAUGUUGUUGGUAUAUGUUUCUGAGGAAAACUACUAGCUCACAUUAAUUUGUUUAUAUAUGCCUAAUAUAGAAAAAUAUAUAAUUUUAAUAAAGUAAAAUUUAUUUUGGAAGGAUUGCAUUGUCCUCUUUUUCUCUACUAUGUAAUUAUGUGUAAUUUGUAAAGUCUAUUGAUUUUAUUUAUCAGAUUUGCUGCAUUACUCAAUUGCAGAAGCCCAUAUUGUGGCCUUUUCCAGGAGUUCCACAUAUGCUUCACUUUGCUUCAUGCACAGUGUGUUCCAUGUUAUCUUUAUAAAUGUGUUAUCAUACUAGAUUGUUGCAUGGAAAUGAUUAAGACCUUUUAAGGAAUAUAACUAAUGUAACCUUUGUUCUGCACCACUUUGGACAAAACAAAAUAAAGAUAUUG
Polypterus senegalus (gray bichir) is the source of this 4782-nucleotide messenger RNA. Its product is annotated as testis-expressed protein 43-like. The transcript has 3 exons. NCBI's taxonomy places the organism in Eukaryota, Metazoa, Chordata, Cladistia, Polypteriformes, Polypteridae. Bases 278 to 628 code for a protein of 116 amino acids. The record is from RefSeq and is a predicted model, not a curated record.